Pantherophis guttatus is the source of this 3699-nucleotide messenger RNA. Lineage: Eukaryota; Metazoa; Chordata; Lepidosauria; Squamata; Colubridae. The record is from RefSeq and is a predicted model, not a curated record.
UUUAACCCCACGGGGAUCUGCAGCAGAGCACAAUAUUUUAGACGAGGCUGGCAUUUCUGCCGUGCUCUCUCUCAGAGCGGGUUGUUUCCUCUCCACCUUCUUCACCGCCGCAUCUCUUCGCCCACCCAUCCAUCCAUCCAUCCAUCCAUCCAUCUGAUGCGCCUCUGAUGUUCCGGCCUCUUCCAAAAUGGACCAGAUCGCCUGGAAAGAAUUGUGCUGCUCGCUUUUUGAUUACAAAACCGAGAAGUACGUCAUCGCCAAGAACAAGAAAGUGGGGAUUCUCUACCGUGUGGUCCAGCUCUCCAUCCUGAUUUACAUCGUGGGGUGGGUCUUCAUGGUCAAGAAAGGGUACCAGGAAGUGGACACCUCCAUCCAGAGUUCGGUCAUCACCAAGGUGAAGGGCGUGGCCUUCACCAACACCUCGGAGAUGGGCAAAAGGAUUUGGGACGUGGUGGACUACGUCAUGCCUCCUCAGGGCGAAAGUGUUUUUUUCGUGAUGACCAAUCUGAUCAUCACCCCCAACCAGCGGCAAGAUACCUGCCCUGAGAACCCCGGUAUUCCAGAUGCCUUGUGUUACCGUGACAACGACUGUCCUCGCGGAGAAGCCGUGAUAGCCGGCAACGGUAUCAAGACCGGAAUAUGUAUAAAAAUGGGGAAUAAUAUCAGUGGGACGUGCGAAAUCCUAGCUUGGUGCCCGGUGGAGAAGAAAGACAAAACAAAAUCAGCUCUUCUGGCCGAUGCGGAGAAUUUCACGGUUUACGUUAAGAACAGCAUCCGUUUCCCUAAGUUUAAUUUUUCCAAAACCAACGUCCUCGACACCAAAAACGAUGCUUAUUUGAAAAAUUGUCACUAUGGAGCAGACCAACCGUACUGCCCCAUCUUCUCACUGGGGAAACUGGUCAACUGGGCUGGGAGCAACUUCCACGAGAUGGCAUCAGAGGGGGGUGUGAUUGGCAUCCAGAUUGAAUGGGACUGCAACUUGGAUAAAAAGCCGUCGGAAUGCAACCCUCGCUAUUCUUUCAGUCGCCUAGAUAACACAUUUGCGGAGAAGUCUGUCUCCUCUGGAUACAACUUCAGAUUUGCCAAGUAUUACCGGAGCGCGGCUGAUGUUGAUUUCCGAACGCUGAUCAAAGCUUACGGGAUCCGUUUUGAUAUCAUGGUGAACGGCAAGGCAGGGAAAUUUAACAUCAUCCCAACGGUAAUCAACGUGGGUUCCAGUCUUGCGCUAAUGGGAGUGGGAGCAUUUCUCUGCGACUUGGUGCUGCUGUAUCUUCUUCGAAAGAGCCAGUUUUACAGAGGGAAAAAAUACGAGGAAGUGAGGUCAAACACCAAGAAAUCUUUGCCGGAGAGCACCGUCAACGGGAACCAGGCUGGGAAUCAGAGUGACAAUUCUUUAUCCCGGCUGGAUCAACAGCUACAGACGGUUGAGGCCUAAACCCUUCGCGACGUCAUCCGUUGUUAAGAGAAACCGCGGACCACACAGAAAGUUGCCAGGAAGAUAUUCGCUUCAGCUCUUCGCGGUCUUCGUUUUCGACAUCCUAAGCCGAGGAUACUACUACACAUUGCAGGAUGUUAACUUUUUAAAAUCAAACCAAAUGCCAGAAAAUCUUGGGUAAGGACCGUAGCUGCGUGGUGGAUAUCAAUUCUCUUUCUGUGGCUUCUGGAGAAAGCUAAGACAGCCCGUUCUUGAGCCUGUCAAAUGUAUGUCAACGGAUGAGUGGAGAGGAUAGUUGUCCACCUUGAAUUAUUAUCGUUCCAUCGCGCAGUCGGCCAGAUGGAUUUGGCAUUUUUGUCCACCCGUCGAGUCCUUCCCAAGAACGGUGCGGUGGCCUAGAGGUGGAGCUCUCGCCUCGCAAUCAGGUGGCUGUUGAGUUCGAUCCUAGGUGUAGCGGCUGAUAUUUCUCUCUCAGGGCGCAAUGAGAAUUGAUCUGCUGCAAAAUUUCCGCGUCGGCGACAGGAAAGGCAUCCGGCCAAUAAACACUCAGCUCCAUUCAGUUGCCCCGAGUCCAACCCGCAACAGAUUACGAGGUCAUUAAACGAUGAAAAAAAAAUAAAAUAAAAUCCUUCCCAAGACCCCAGAAAAGGCAGAUGUGGAUAUUUGAUGGUGCUAAAAUCCUCGUCGAAGGAUGUCAGCUGUUAUGAGUAAAUCUGCCUUUUGUAAUUGACUGAUGGCGAAUUUGUCAAUGCCAAUGGCCUUUAAGUGGUGCUCAGGAUGUUUUGGGAUUGCUCCCAAGGCAUCUAUUACUAUGGAUAUUACCUUUGUUUUCUUUUGCCCCAGUCAUUAUUACAGGCAGUCCUCGACUUACAACAGUUCACUUAGUGACCGUUCAACGUUACAACGGCACUGAAAAUAGCGACCUAUGACCACUUUUCACACUUAACGAACUUUUGAUCCUGUGAUCAAAAUCAAAACUGGCUCAUACUGAUGACCGUUCCUGUGUCCCAAAGUCACGUGAUCCUCUUUUGCGACCUGCUGACCGGCAAAGUCAAUGAGGGAGCCGGAUUCACUUAACAACCGUGUUACUAAUUUAUCAACCGCAGUGGUUCGCUUAACAAAUGUGGCAAGAAAGGUCGUAAAACGGGGACAAAACUCACUUCACAAAUGUCUCUUAACAAUGGAAAUAUUGGGCUGAAUUGUGAUUGUAAGUUGAGGACUACCUGUAAUUGCCAAAUUUACUCGCCGUCCAUCUCGCACUUCAAAGCGACUCUGAGAAUAAUGAUAUUCUGAGCAUUCUUGGAAAUUAUACAAUAGUAAGGCUUUAAUCAUCUUCUUCCCAUUCUGCUGUCCAUUUUGAAUCUCUUCCUGCAAAUUGUUGAGCCUGUGGGAUUAUUCAGGAAUUCAAAAUAAAUUCUUGCAACGUGGAUAAACAAUUCUCCAGUCUGUGGGAUUAUGCGGGAAUCCUAAAUAAAUUCCUGCAACAUGGAUAAACAAUUCUCCACCAUCCAACCAACUCAUGAAACAUAACUUCACGAUGAAGAUGGGUUGGUCAUUGGCAUGUCUUGAACCUCCACUUCAGGGAAAAAAAGAGACUGGAUUUUAUUUUUUUUUAUGCCUAUGGUAUGAAUUCAAACACAACCCAGGUCUUGUUUUAUGACAGAAUGGCAAAUCGCAGGAAUUAAAUCAGAAUAUUAUCUACGGAACCACAAGCCAUACUCCAGAUGGCAGCUUCAGCAGGAAUUUCUGUAUGCUUAAAAAAAAAAAAAAUGGGUGGAACUGAAAAAGAAGUUUUUAAAAAAUAAAACAUGAUUUUGAUGAUGAGAAGAAAUAGAUCAGAGAGGUUUCUUUUUAAAAAAAAAAAACAACUAUAGAGUAAAAGAUAAUGUGGCAUUUGUUUAUUAAUAAUUGCCACAAAGAGAAUUGGAAGCUAUUUCUUUCUCUUUUUUUUUCAGGUUUUUUUUUUCAAUUUGGGCUUUUUUCCUCGUUUCCUUUCCUGUCUUUCCUUUAUAUCCUCAGAGUUGUUGUCGUGAGGAAAGGAGGAGGAAGUAUUAAGUAUGUUCGCCACCUUAAGUAAUUUAUAAAAAUAAUAAAGGAGAUUAUUGUGUGUUUGUGUCUGUGUAUGUAUGUGUUUGUGUAUGUUACAAACUAUUCUAAAAAUACGAGUUCCAGGUAUAUUUGUAAAGAAAGAAGCAGACAUUCUGUGAACUCCGGAAUUAAAAUAAUUAAAAUUUUAUUCUACUAAGCUUUCGUCAGCCAUUUGC